AUGAUUGGUGAAAGUACAUCAGGAGAUGUGAAUCCAGUUCUCACAAGAAAUAUGUCUACAAAUAAGAGUACACCCGUAAGCUCACCCUCGUUAAGCUUUCGGUCAUCGCCGCCAGAAAACAAUAAUGAAGGUUCGCAGGUGCAGGGAGGCAAUUUAACGAAUGGAGAGGUAGCAUCAAGUACAAAUCCACCGGGAGUGAGUGUGGAUCGAAAUAGCAGGACUAGUACCCCUAAUGAAAACGCGAAUGCAACGUCGGGCACAUACAUUCCAACAGAUGGACCAAGUUCAAAUAUUUCGCUGGCAAAUGGCCCAGGACAAUUUGAGAAUAUAGGUCCUACAAAUGGGUCACUGACGAAUAUCAUUUCGAAGACUUCUUCCAACGCUACCAAUAAUCCUCCGGCCCCCACAAGAAGAUCGUCCUUUGGAUUAGGGUUUUUAAGUUCUCUUACGAAUUCUAUUAGAUCACAGCAUAAUACGUCAUCAGCGUCUGAAACACCCCACAAUUUCAUGUCGAAUAGUCCUACUAUCGCCAACUUGAAUAAUUAUUCGAUGUCGUUAUCGGAGCCAAUUGAACCUGUGAUUAGUGAAGAUGCUAUGCCCCCUCCAAAUGAUACCAAUGCAUCAGAGUCAAGCAACAGUGAUUUUGACCACAAUGCGGAAUUAAAUAAUUUAUCUAAUUUGAAUGAUGAAGCCAUAGACGGUGAUCGGACGCGGGUCGCAGUGAACAAUCCGUCUGAGGAUCAGUUAGUAGAAGGGUCAAACAAGGGUGUUGAGAAUGGAAUUGAUAAGGAUGGUUAUUUUUCGGUGAGAUUGACACCAUUAAUAGAUUAUUCGUCGUCCGCGUCGGGGUUAUACUUUUCACCUAUCAUACGGAAAGUAAAACCUACUAAUAGUAUCACAAUAGGCAGAUAUACAGAAAAGAAUAAGAGUGCAGCACAUGCCCCUCAAGGGUCGUCGGCCCCAAUAGUUUUCAAGUCAAAAGUUGUCUCGAGAACCCAUGCAUUAUUUCAAUGUAACGAAGACGGGCAGUGGUUUUUGAAAGAUUGCAAAUCAUCUUCGGGCACAUUUCUCAAUCAUAUAAGAUUAUCACCAGCAUCACAAGCUCUGACAUUAAUGCCAUUAAUAGAUGGUGAUAUAGUACAAUUGGGAAUGGAUUACAGGGGUGGUACAGAGGAAGUAUAUAGAUGUGUCAAGAUGAGAUGUGAAUUCAAUAAAAGUUGGCAACGUAAGGUUAACCAAUUCAAUUUAGAAAUUCACCAGAAGUUGAAGAAUAUGGCUAUAGGCUCAAACGACAAUGAUAUAGCCAUGAAUCCAAUAAAUAAGGCUCUAGUAAGUGAAAAUUUAUCGGAGUGUGCAAUAUGCCUACUUGAAUUAGAACCAUGUCAAGCAUUGUUUAUAAGUCCUUGUUCUCACUCAUGGCAUUAUAAAUGUAUUAGGCCAAUCAUUAUCAAAAGUUACCCUCAAUUCUACUGCCCUAAUUGUCGGUCAAUGUGUGAUUUGGAAACAGAUAUAGAAGACGAGGGUGAGUAA
This is a messenger RNA of Debaryomyces hansenii CBS767, 1530 nucleotides long. Its product is annotated as ubiquitin-conjugating protein. Gene Ontology annotation, cellular component: cytosol; cell division site; ubiquitin ligase complex. The record is from RefSeq and is a predicted model, not a curated record. NCBI's taxonomy places the organism in Eukaryota, Fungi, Ascomycota, Pichiomycetes, Serinales, Debaryomycetaceae. The transcript has a single exon. The coding region runs from base 1 to 1530 and encodes 509 amino acids. Gene Ontology annotation, molecular function: protein binding; ubiquitin protein ligase activity. Gene Ontology annotation, biological process: mitotic spindle assembly checkpoint signaling; protein ubiquitination; ubiquitin-dependent protein catabolic process.